Molecule: messenger RNA, 1976 nt
Organism: Metopolophium dirhodum (rose-grain aphid)
Lineage: Eukaryota; Metazoa; Arthropoda; Insecta; Hemiptera; Aphididae
Gene: kdn
Product: probable citrate synthase 2, mitochondrial
Exons: 7
Coding region: 170-1588 (472 amino acids)
Biological process (GO): carbohydrate metabolic process; citrate metabolic process; tricarboxylic acid cycle
Cellular component (GO): mitochondrial matrix
Source: RefSeq, a predicted model, not a curated record
UCGCCUGCCGCCGUACCCGUUCGGCUUCGGUCUUUUCACGACCGACCCGCGCCACAGCUCAACGCCAUUUUACCGCCCGCUCUGCCGACUGGUGCGCAUGUUCGAAAUCAAACACGCUCAAACGCUUUGAUUACAUUUUUUUCUCCUUCGACAUCACCCAGCCGCAAAAAUGAGCCUGUUCCGUUCGACCGCCUCCAAACUCUUGGAAAUCAACCAGGUCGCUGCUCCAUUAUGGACUGCUUCCCGGUCAAUGGCAUGUGCAUCUACCGAUCUGAAAUCUGUAGUUGCUGAAAAAUUAAAGCAGAGUGGAGAGGAAAUCAAAGCCUUCAGAAAGCAACAUGGAUCUACAGUUGUCGGUGAUGUAACUGUAGACAUGAUGUAUGGUGGUAUGAGAGGUAUCAAGGCUUUAGUUACAGAAACAUCUGUAUUAGACGCAGAUGAGGGUAUUCGUUUCCGUGGUUAUUCUAUUCCUGAAUGUCAAAAAUUAUUACCCAAAGCACCUGGUGGUUGUGAACCUCUUCCUGAAGGAUUAUUUUGGCUUUUGAUAACUGGCGAGAUUCCAACACCUGAACAAGUUAAAUGGGUGUCUAAAACCUGGGCUGAGCGCGCUGAAUUGCCAUCACAUGUUGUCACCAUGCUUAAUAACCUGCCCAACACUGUACAUCCCAUGACACAAUUAACAUCUGCUGUUGCUUUGCUUAAUUCAGAAAGCAAAUUUGUACAGGCCUAUACCAAUGGAGUUCAUAAGUCACAAUACUGGGAGUAUACAUAUGAAGACUCUAUGGAUUUGAUUGCUAAAUUACCAGUAAUUGCAGCAACAAUCUACAGGAACAUUUAUCACGGCGGAAAUCAAGUUGGCACUAUUGACACUGAACGCGAUUGGAGUGCAAACUUUACAUCCAUGUUAGGAGCAAAUACUUCUGAAGAAUUUGUUGAACUUAUGCGAUUGUACUUGACCAUCCAUUCUGACCACGAGGGUGGUAAUGUAUCAGCUCAUACUACUCAUUUAGUAGGAUCCGCUUUAUCUGAUCCCUAUCUUUCAUUCAGUGCUGGUAUGGGUGGUCUUGCUGGACCAUUGCAUGGACUUGCUAACCAAGAGGUUUUAAUAUGGUUGCAAAAAUUACGUAAAGAAGUUGGAGAUUCUGUAACCAAAGAACAACUAAAAGAAUUCAUUUUAAAAACAUUGAAAAGUGGACAAGUUGUACCAGGAUAUGGACAUGCUGUGCUACGUAAAACCGACCCACGUUACACUUGCCAACGCGAGUUUGCUUUGAAACAUUUACCUAAUGAUCCAUUGUUCAAAUUAGUAUCACAAGUAUUUGAAGUUGUACCUCCAGUACUUAAUGACCUUGGCAAAGUCAAGAACCCAUGGCCCAAUGUAGAUGCUCAUUCUGGAGUUUUAUUACAGUACUACGGCUUGAAAGAAAUGAACUACUAUACAGUAUUGUUUGGAGUAUCCCGCGCUCUAGGAGUAUUAGCUUCUUUGGUUUGGGACCGCGGUCUUGGUCUUCCCAUCGAACGCCCCAAAUCCUUCUCUACUGAAAAGAUGAAGGAAUUGGUCAGCAAACUGUCCGCAAAGGCUGCAUAAACUGUGUACUGAUAAUGAUAUUUAUUUUUUUCAAAAGAAAAUCCUGCACAUAACUUAUUUUGUUUAUUUCUUGAUACCCCGUCCAAUUAAUUUCUUACCUUGUCAAUAGAAUUAAGUCAAUAUACCGGUUUUUUUUUUUUUUAUUAAAUAAUAGCAUACUUUCAGUUAUUUCAAUAUUUUGUUUUAAUUAUUAAAGUAAAAUCUCAAAUCCAGUUAUGUGAAUUAUAAAUAUAUUUAUAUAUUGUUGUUCGUUUUCUAAUUUCCCAAACAAUAUGUAUAAUGUAGAAAAAAAAUCCAUAAUGCGUCCUCCUGAAUUACUUGGAGUAUAACAUUGCUGUUGUUUAUUAGUAUUUAAAAAUUAUUAAAUAGAUGAUAAAUUAUUCAUUUA